Molecule: messenger RNA, 4023 nt
Organism: Leptopilina heterotoma
Lineage: Eukaryota; Metazoa; Arthropoda; Insecta; Hymenoptera; Figitidae
Gene: eys
Product: protein eyes shut
Exons: 17
Coding region: 686-3943 (1085 amino acids)
Biological process (GO): establishment or maintenance of epithelial cell apical/basal polarity; heterophilic cell-cell adhesion
Cellular component (GO): protein-containing complex; plasma membrane
Molecular function (GO): calcium ion binding
Source: RefSeq, a predicted model, not a curated record
UCCAACGGUCAAAAUACGUGAAAAACGUAAACAAACAAUUAUUAUUAACUUAUUAAUUACUGAAAAUAAGUGUGUUUUAUCCGUGAAACUAAUUAAAAGGUUUAAAAUAAUUGAGAGCAGCAGAUAUACGAAAUAUAUUUGUUAUUCAAUUGAAAAAUCGUUGCAAAAUUAAAAUUUAACCCACAUAACCUCAAAAUACUUGCAAAUUGCAUAACAAAAGUAGAAAAUUAGUUAAAACAAUAAUUAUUGUUGCCGUAUAAUUAUAAAUAGUGGUAAAAAAUCGUCAGUAAAUAUAUUUUCUUGUAUUUUAUACUAUAUUUUUAAUGCAUUAUACAAAAAAUAAGUAACAAUUAAACCGGCUUAAUAAAUCAUGGGCGAAGGUAUAAAUAAUUUUAUUAGAAUGACACAUUUUUGGAAGAGGAGAAAAUAUAAACAUUUUUAGUGGAACAAAUUGAACUUGAAAUUUGACUUUUACAAAUAAUGCAAUUCUGAAUGAAUAUUGAGGGGAAUUUUCUCAUUCAUUAGAACGAACAGGAAGUCCAUAUCCUCCGUUAUACAGGAAAAGACGAACAAUUGAGUUUUAUAACAAUUUGCACAUAUUGGAAAAUAUUUUUUCAAACUUCGUGGACCAAUCGCCAAGAGUUGAGUGUCAUGUCGAUUAAAAAAAAAAUUAAUUCUCUAUUGAAUGUCUCGAGUCUUGAAUAAUCGUCGCCCUUACAAUUUAAAACAUUUCACCGUCCAGAAUGAAAAUAACAAAAGAAUUUGUUUCAGAUUUUCAAAAUGUUUGCUCGAGGGAAGGAACAAGAUUAUUUUAAUUUUACUCUCCACUUUUUUUAUCAUCACAGUUUCGUCGACGAUUCAUUGUAAUUCUCAUCCUUGUGUGAAUGGUAUCUGUUUAGACGAAAACAACAGCUCAUACUCGUGCUACUGUAUCGAUGGCUAUACGGGACUCAACUGUGAAAUUAAUUUUGAUGAUUGUUGGUCUAAUCCUUGUGAAAAUGGUGCUACAUGUUAUGAUGCUGUUGCAGCCUACAAUUGUUCAUGUCCUGAAGGCUUCGUCGGUUCUAAUUGUGAGCAAAAAUACAGCGAAUGUUUAAAUCAACCGUGUCUGAAUAAUGGAACUUGUGUGGAUUACAAUGGAUUUAUGUGCCAAUGUCCUGAAGGAUAUUCAGGCGAAUAUUGUGAAAUUGAUGUUUCCGUUUGUAAUGAAACAAUUUGCAAAAAUUCCGGCGAGUGCGUGGAAGGCCCGGGAUCGACAUUUUCUUGCCGAUGCCCAGAAGGAUGGACUGGAGAAUUUUGUGAAGAAGAUAUAAACGAAUGUCUAGGAUCACCCUGUCAAAAUGGAGGCCUUUGUAUAAAUAUUCCCGCAUCUUACACUUGCGCUUGUUUAUUCGGUUUCACCGGAAAAGAUUGUGAUAAAGUGAUUAUUCUCUGCGAUCCAAAUCCUUGCAAGAAUAAUGCAAUUUGUCUAUUCGAAGAUUUUCAACCGAUUUGCUACUGUGUUCCCGAUUAUCAUGGCGUUCUUUGCGAAUUAAAAUAUGACGAUUGUGCGGCAAAAUUCGCCAAAUGCGAAAAUGGAGGCACCUGUAUCGAUGGAAUCAAUUCAUUCACCUGUUCCUGUCCAAUUCAAUACUCCGGCGAAAUGUGUAAUGAUUAUAUUGGUUUUAAUUUUUCGACAAUUCCCCCUGAGAUUGAUGACAAUUUCUCAAAAUCAAGACCAACGACAAUGCCAAGUGAAACGACGAGUGUUACAAUUUCAUCUGAAAAUGUUAUCACAACACCACCGACUUUUAUCGAUUCAAAUGAAAUUAAUUUCACCGACAGUCCUCCGUUAAUACCAAUCACGAAAAGUGUUAACGUAACAAUUGACAUUGUCAGUCCAACAAUUCCUAGCACUGUCAUGGGUCAGGUGACACCGAAACAAAAUGAAACUAGUUUUGGUAAUUUUUCAACACAAACGACAACGGAAAUUUAUGGGAAAAGUUUUAAUGGUAAUACAAUUUUUAUAGAAGAAACGAUAACAUCUGGUUUUAAGACAAUGCCAAUGACAACGACGAUUUCAUCGAAUUUUUCCAUUUCAACGACUGAUCAGAAGAAUUUAUUGGAAACGACAAGUCCCGAGGAAAUGACAACGAUUGAGGAUAAAAUGCCAAUUUUAACAACGACAAUGAAAUCAGUGUCGGUAACAUCUUCCACUGAAUCGAGUAUUUUAACGAGUGAACUUUCAACAUCAUUCAAAAGUUCAAUUACAACUGAAGAAUCAUUUCCAAAAUCGACUUUUACAACUUUUGAAAGUAUCACAAUUACACCACCUACUGAUGGCUAUUUAUUUGCCUGUAAUCUUCAACAAUGUGCCAAUACCAGUCUUUGUUUGUUUAAUUUCACAAAGUGCGAUUGCAGUUAUGAAAACAAUUGCAAGCUAACUUCGAGUAUAAAAAAUGCCGCAUUCAAUGGAAAAUCCUACAUAAGACAGCAAGUGCCUUUUGCAAAAAAUGACACUUUUCAUAUUGCAUUGACAAUCAGAACAAAAGCGAAGAGUGGAAUUAUUAUUCAUGCAUUUUUCGAUGACGAGAGAUUUAUUUUACUCUACGUAGAAAUGGGACAAUUGAAAUUUCAAUUUUCCUGCGGUCUUCAAACAAUGCUUUUUGGAGAAAUUGACUCGCCAAUCAAUAAUGGUUUUAAUGUUAAUAUUGAAAUGAGAUUUCACUAUAUAGUGGAGGAAAAAACAGAUAAAUGCUCAGCGACAUUAUUAUUAAACAAUACAAUGGCAAUGAGUGGAGAACAAAUUUUGCCGUCUCACGAAAUUGUACCGCAAAUCGCGAGACUUCAUUUAGGUGGCAUACCCAUUGCAUUUACUUACAAUUUACCGGAAAUUGCACUAGGAUUUCUUGGCUGUAUGAGUUCACUGAAGAUAAAUAAUAUUGACAGAAAUUUUGCGACAGAUUCAAUUGAAAUAUUCCAAGUAGAAGAAUGUACAUCAUUUUUGUGUUUAUCAAAUCCUUGCAGUAAUUCUGGAGCCUGCGAGGAAAUGGACGGAACAAUUCGUUGCAAAUGUCCACUGGGCUUUUCAGGUGAUUUUUGUGAAAAAUCCGCAUGCGACAAUAAUCCGUGUCAUUUGGGGGCGACUUGUAUAACAUAUCCAGGAACAACUUUUCUUUGCAUUUGUCCUCUUGGAAUGCAUGGUCUUUAUUGCGAAGAGGAUUUUGCGAUAUUACAACCAUCUUUUUCAACAUUCAUGUCGAGUUUAUCGUCCUAUAUGGCCUAUGGUGUUCCUGCUAGUAUAAGAGAUGGAAUGGAAUUAAAAUUCAGCGUAUUGCCUCACACUGUCGAGCAAAUUUCUCUAAUCGCUUAUUUAGGACAAUCAGGAACUCGAGCUGAGAUAACUGAUCAUUUUUCAGUAACUUUUGUUCGUGGCUAUAUAAUGCUGACAUGGGAUUUAGGUUCUGGUAUUCGAAGAAUAUUUACCGACAAGCCUUUGAAUAUGAAAACUCAAAAAGUUCAUAUUUUGCGAGUUGGGAGAAAAGGAAGAGAGGCUUGGCUCUCAAUCGAAGGCAUUGGAAAUAUAUCUGGAGAAACUCCUGGUUCUCUCACAAGAUUAGACGUCGCACCGAUACUUUACAUUGGAGGUCACAAAUCGAAGAAUUUUGAAAAUCUUCCUCACGAUUUGCCCCUUCAUACGGGAUUUUCGGGUUGUAUAUACGAUAUCGAAUUACGCACAGAAGAUAAUGUCUUCCCAAUUACUAAAUCGAGUCCAGCGACCGGAAGAGGUGUCGGCGAAUGUCAUCGUGUCGAAUGUUCACACAAUUCAUGUAAAAACGGUGCCGUUUGCUUAAAUCACGGUCCAACGUACAGUUGCAUCUGUAUGAAGGACUGGGAAGGAACCGAUUGCUCGAUACCUUCAGUGAAUUGUACUUCGUCAAAGUGCCAGAAACUUGAUAACUAGCGAUUUUAAAUACGUACAAAAUUAAAAAAAAAGAAAAAAGCGCCAAUUUAAAUCAACUGAGAAGAUUUGGUAAGCAUUUU